AUGGCGAAUACAGUCUCUUACAAUUUAAGAAGUCCCGCCGUUAAGAGGCUUUUGCAAGAAGCUCGCGAAUUACAACAAGAUAAAUGUAGCGAUUAUAAUGCUCAACCCCUUGAGGAUAACCUUUUUGAAUGGCAUUUUGUUAUCCGUGGACCCGAUGGUACUGAAUUUGAAGGCGGAAGAUAUCAUGGACGUAUUCUCUUACCAUCGGAAUAUCCAUUCAAACCACCAAAUCUUAUGCUGAUGACUCCAAAUGGACGAUUUGAACUUAACAAAAAAAUUUGUUUGAGUAUUACCGGAUAUCAUCCGGAAUAUUGGCUACCGGCUUGGGGAAUCCGCACCGUCCUAUUAGGAUUACUUGGAUUUAUGACGACGAAAUCUAAUGGAGCGAUUGGUGGGAUCGAUUAUUCUGAAUCGGAGAGAAAGAUUUUAGCGCAGAGGUCCAGGAAUUGGAAAUGUAUCACAUGUGACUUGACCAAUAUCGAGACUCUGCCAGAUGACAAUAAUAAAAGUGUAGUGAAUAACGAUUCAGAUGUACCUCAAUUUUCCUUUGUAUAUGAAGAACAAAAGAAGCCAACUCAAGACAACUCCAGCAAAAAUGGUAAUUCAUCACAUUCGCAGCCAGAAAUAAUUAACUCGGAAGAUACCCCUUCAUCUAAUGAUCAACCACAUCAACCACAUCAACAACCAGAUCAACCAUCAUCACAUCAACCACAUCAACAACCAUCACAACAACUACUGCAACAACAACAACAACAACAAAACGAAACCACUCCAACACCUCCGAUAUCUGCUUACGUUAUUGAUGCCAUGAUCGUUAUAUUGGUUUCAAUAGUGAUCGCUUUACUGGCAAAGAAAUUAUCAUAA
Messenger RNA from Funneliformis caledonium, 864 nucleotides. The record is from the annotation of a GenBank genome assembly. NCBI's taxonomy places the organism in Eukaryota, Fungi, Glomeromycota, Glomeromycetes, Glomerales, Glomeraceae.